AUGGCAGAGACAGUAUCGACAAUGAAUAAUACACCACCAUCCACCACAAUCGUUCAAAUUAAUGUCAAACAAGAAUGUCCAGUACAAUAUGUAACUGUAUACAAUGAUCGUGCAGAAUUAACACGUCUUGUUCGAUAUCAUUUCGAUAAUGAAGGCACUUAUGAUCUUGUUCUCCAAGGUUUAUCAUCUUGUGUCGAUCUAACUUCAUUUCAUGUUAGCGGUGGAACAGGCAAAGCAUGUACUAUUCUGGAAGUUUCCUAUCAAACACGUUACGAAGAUUCAUCGGCAUCAUUAUCCGAUACAACACCACUCGAUCAAUUGCAAACACAAUUAGAUGUUGUUCAAGCAGAUGUCGAUGAACAUGCUCAAGAACUUGAUCGACUUAAAAAGCAACGAACAUGGCUCGAUGGAAGAGCAUCAAAACUGAUGAAUCAAGAAGGACCUAUGAGUACAAGAUCAAAAGCUGAAAUGAGUUUUUCGAGCACUAGUUUUACGAUUCCUCGUCGAUCAACUAUCAAUGCCGAUGGUAAACCACACAAAUUGACCAUUGGUGUGCUCGAUCUCGUUUCAACAUUUAGUUAUACAAUUGUUCCUAAAUUAUCAUUACAUGCCUAUUUGAAAGCAUCAACUCUGAAUACAUCUGACAAAUAUCUUUUAGCUGGUCCUGCAUCUAUUUUCAUGAACAA
This is a messenger RNA of Rotaria sordida, 686 nucleotides long. NCBI's taxonomy places the organism in Eukaryota, Metazoa, Rotifera, Eurotatoria, Philodinida, Philodinidae. The record is from the annotation of a GenBank genome assembly.